This is a messenger RNA of Triplophysa rosa, 5965 nucleotides long. Its product is annotated as dispanin subfamily A member 2b-like. Bases 3408 to 3890 code for a protein of 160 amino acids. Lineage: Eukaryota; Metazoa; Chordata; Actinopteri; Cypriniformes; Nemacheilidae. Gene Ontology annotation, cellular component: membrane. The record is from RefSeq and is a predicted model, not a curated record. The transcript has 3 exons.
ACCUGUAAAUUAGAGGUGCACCGAUUGACCGGCAAGAGAUCGGAAUCGGCCGGUUUUUCGUAUGAUCGGCCCGACCGGUGACCGGCCGGUCAGUCUCACGUCUCGCCGAUUCCAAGCCGAUCUUCUGUUUCCCGUGAUGUGGGCAAGAACGUCACAGUCGUCAGUACACUCAAAGCCGCAAGUAAACAUGUAAACGUGCGCGCGCACAGUCUGUCUUUCACGGCUCGUUUAUACUCGCAUGUGUGUCUCUGCUGACUGACGCGCAUCUCUCAUAUCCGCUGACUGCACGCGCGUGCACACGCAUCAUGUACUGUACAGACAAAAAGGUGCACUGUAGUUCAUCUCUCACUGCUCCGUCUACACGGGGUAUGUGUGCUAACAGUGAUGCUAUUAGCAUCAUGCUAAACUCAUGUUGAAGUCGUUCACUCUGUGUAAAACAAACGUAAAUUCCAUUCAACCUGAUUCCUUGUCUUACGUUAAAACUGUGGUCAUUUCACCUAGGUAAAAUGACAUUCAACACGACUUCUACUUGUUUUUAAAAAUCCAAAAUAUAAAAAAAUGAAUAAAUCAACCAAUAUAUGUGAUAUAUAUCUGAUUGAGUUCUUUACUAACACAAAAAAAUGCAAAUACAUAUACAUCUUAAGAGUAGAAUUCACUCAUAAGAUUUGUAACUUUUUUAUUGAAGUUGCAGCAAAAAUCAACCCACUUCUUUUAAUACUACAGACACAAGAUAAAGACUAUUUAUUUUACAUUUCAGAAAAAAUGAAAUAAAGCAAUGUUAGUUUCAUAAACAGAAACAGACAAGAAUAAAGUUGAAGUAUUUUAUUGUUAUCUUAGACUUUUGUGAGAUGAGUACAAAAAUGAAAAAGGUAAAUUAAGUGACAUGUUAAGUUAUAUUUUAUUAUUUGUACUUCUUUUCAGUCACAGAGUUCUUCAAUUUAAGAGUUGUUUGGGAAAGAGAAGAUUCUGUAAUUUAAUGCAGCUUGGAGAACUGCAUUUAUGGAAAUUUGGGGAAAUUGUAAUGUUCAAUCAUUUAUUCAAUGAAAAUAAAAAAAAUGUGUAUUGAAGAAAAGUUAACAUAGUAUACUGUCAAUUAUAGUUUGUGGAUAGAAAAUCGGAAUCGGCAAAAAUCGGAAUCGGCAGGUUUCACUUGUAAUAAAAUCGGAAUCGGCAAAGAAAAUUGCAAUCGGUGCAUCUCUACUGUAAAUGCUUCAGUCAACAUUUACUAAAUUUUGAAGUUAAUGUUGACUGAGCUGUCAGUUUCUAAUAUUCUGCUAAACAUCCCCUUUUGUGUUUUACGGAAGAAAGAAAUUCAUACAGCUUUAGAACAACACUGAUUUUUUGGGUGAACGGUCUCUUUAAAUAGUGGCAUCCACUGUGUUUGGUCACUGCAGAACCUUUCCCAUGAACUUCUUAUUACUUCUUAUUACUCACAGCCCUCCUCCCACUUGCUUCCUGACUGUGUCUAAUUGAAAUAGGCUGAACCAGAGGUCAGCAAAUUUCCUCUAAUGCAGAGCGCAAGCAAAACGGUGCCAUGGAAAGAACAUUCCAACACAAAACGGGAAUCCAGUAGUCUUUGAAUGACUCUAUCUGACUCAAAGAAAUCGGGAAUGUUGCAACAUCACUAUCACAGCAGGACUACCCUGAGUUAUCUCCAUGCUGAUUAACUUUAUAGCUUUCACGUCCAGCUUUAUAAAUGUAAAGGUAAAUCUGAGAAUGGCUAAAUGCAUGCCAUGUUCAGGUGUUGAAUAGAGAUAAAGGCUUCUGGUGCCUUAUGUAAACUGUCCUGUCCAUUCCCAACACCUCAGCUGGAUCUCCUUUCUGUCUUGAGCUCUAGUUAUCUUGUGUUUGAUCAUUUAGGUGUGAGAGACACGCUCGCUUGGCGGCUGGUUAUUUGCACAAAGUACUGAAGUGUCAAUAAUCUUGUCGCUAUUCUAAUUUACAACAUCAGAAAACAUGAAAUAAUCGCACACAUUUUAUCAUGGGUUCACUUUCAAAUAUGUAUAUGAAAUAGAUUAAAAAGUGAAAUACUACUGCUAAGCAGUUCCUACAAAAAUAUGAGAACACGUUUUUCAAUAUUCCCUUGGUAGAUUAAUUUCUUCAGGGAAACUUACAGAUAAGGAAGCAUUUAAUGUAAAAUGACUAAUCAUAUAGGUCAAACUGGUUCUGUUGCCAGAAAAAAAUGUUUUACGAUCAAGCACACAGACCGCUGCACCCAACGAUUAUGUGCGUCACUGUCAUUCACCCAAAAAUUUAACAUCUGUCAUGAAUUACUCACCCACAACUUGUAUACAUUUACUUGUUUGGUUGAACUUGAAAGAUAUUUGGAAGAAUGUUAGCAAUUGAGAUUUCUGGGACAUCACUGACUACCAUAGUAGAAAGAUUUUUUCUAUAUUUGUUUUGUUCUGUUGAACACAAAAGAAGAUAUUUUGAAGAAUUUAGGAAAACAAACAGUUCUGGGACACCAAUUUAAUGGUAGUCAAUGGUUGCCAGAAAUCUCAGUUGCCAACAUUCUUCUAUCUUUCUUUGUGUUUAACAGAACAACUUGAGGAUGAGUAAUUCAUGACAGCAUUCUCAUUUUUGGGUGAACUAUGCCUUUAAUGUGAAAUACAUCAUUGUUGUCAUUAUGACUGUAUACGUCCUUCUAAAGGGGGGAGCUAAGACGCGAGGAAAGGAAACGAGGAUGCACAAAUAAGGGUUUAAUAUACAAUAUAAAACAUGGCUUUAUACACAAUUUUAUCAACACUUUUGAUAUUCUGCUUUUGAAUGCUUUGGAAUGUAAGUGCUUGGUGUAACUAAAGUCUUUUGCUGAAGCUUAACUUUUUAGGUAAUAAAAACAUAACGCUUCACUAUGUGAGGUCUUUAUACACCUCUGAAGAUAUAGUUAUGUAUAUUAUAUUGCAUUCUGUCAAUAGAUCCUGCUUAAUAUUACACAUAGCACCUUUAAAGCUUAUUGAAUACGAUACUGAGAGUAUUGGUAGGCAAGCGCAGUGCAGAGGUCACUGAUAUACUCAUGAAUUAAUGUCUUCAGUUAAACAUGCCCUUACGUCUCAUGCAUGAAUUCCAGUCAUUCCUCUUUUAAGGUUACCUGCCUGUCCGCCUUUGCUAGAUGACAGCUCAACAUGUCCUUAAUAUAAUUUGAAUAGAUUGAGAAAGACCACCCACGUAUUUCCGUUUUGGGGAAAGAUUAACAUGGGUGUCACUUUCUCUCUCUUUCUGUUAAUACCUGUAAUGGUACUUCCAGUAGUGUUAUACUGGAUAUCAAUGCUUCCUGUUACUCCUCCCUUAAAAAUUGCAUCUCUCCUCCCAUGUCCUCUCAAACGGCGUUAAAUGAAAAAGCCUGAACCAGAGGACAGAAGAGCCGUUUUUUUACAGAACACAAGCAAGAAAUAGAGUCCAGCAGGAAAAUGGAUCCCAGUAAAUCAGAGAAGUCAGGCAUCACACAGCCUGUUCAACCACCAUACCCGGACCAGCCAGGACACCCCAAUUCUGCAUAUCCUCCACCGGGGAGCUAUCCCAGCCCUCCUGUCUAUCCUGGCCAACCAAUUCCCCCGGUCCAGUAUGUACAAGGGCCUUAUCCAGGACAGCCACCGAUCACUGUACAGCCGAUGGUUUAUGUGACCCCGACUCCACUGGCCAAUCCAUUGUCGGAUUAUCUGGGUUACUCCAUCUUUACCCUGCUGUGCUGUUGUUUUCCUCUGGGGAUUGCUGCUCUGAUUUACUCCAUCUUUGCUCGAAAUGCUAGGGAGUCCGGACAACAUGAAAUAGCAGAGAAAUACUCCAGAACGGCGCGCAACCUCAAUAUCGCUGCUCUUGUCAUUGGCCUCAUCUUCAUUGUGGUGUACAUCAUCCUCAUUGUGACUUUAUAUGCGCGGCGUUGGUCGCCAUGAGAUGAGAGAGCGGUGCCAUGCAUUUACUGUUGACAAAAAUUGACUGUCUUUCGUUUACUUAAUUUAAAAAUGCUUUAAAUGUUUAUUGUUUUAAACAGAGUGUAUGCUUCAGGAUAAAUGUGUGGUUAAAUCACACCCUCAGUGUGUGUCAUUUGUUGUUUUCAUUUCAAAUUGAAUUAAACUUCUACGUGACCAAAUUGUAUACAAAAUGUUUUUCCUCAGUAAAAUUCUCAUGAGCUAUAGCUGGCUUAUUUUUCUGUGUAUGGUUAUUCUCUCCCUUCCUAGAUCAUUUAUCCUAAAAUUCUUCACGUAUUGCGUUCUUUAAUGAAAAUUUGAAAAAAGCAUCAGGUACUGGUCAAGUGUUGAGAGACAAAUGUUCUGUCUGUUUAAAAGCAUUGAAUAGAGAUCACAUGUAACUGUGUUAGAGUUCUCUUUCACAAUAAAGUGAGUUUUAACCGCAUUAAUUCCAGUGUUGAAUGUGGUGUACUAAUCCUAUAUAUUUAGUAAACAUGUACAAAAGCUGUCACUGGGUUGGUACCCUUUCAAAAAGUAUACGUUUGAACCUAAAGACUGCAUAUUUGUACCUCAAAGGGACUUAUGAAUACAUAGCUGUGCCUAAACAUAUUACAUGCUUUCUUUUAAAGGGUACACAGUCCCAGUGUCAAUUUUUUCUACCUUUUUUCCAAUAGUGUGACAGAUUGCUAGUCAUUGACAGCUUCAGCUUCACUAUUAUUGUAUAUUUAAACAAAUGAAAGUGAAUUUUAUGCUCCUCCCCUGCAAGUUACAGCAUUUCUCCCGUUUGCCUUCUACCAAAGUAAACAUCACCCGACUCAAAGGUCUGUGAAGAAAAGCCUUUUUUGCAGAACACAAGCAAGGAACUAUGGAGGAUGAAAAAUGGCUAGAGAAUAAAUGAAUAAAUAAAUGUGUGUUUAAAUGCAGAAAUAAAUUAACAAAUAAAUACAUAAAUAAAUAAAUGAAUACAUUUCAUGUAUGAAUGUGUUAAUUUCAUUUAUGCAUGUAUUUAUUUAUUCAUUUAUUUAUUUAUGCAUGUAUUUUAUUAAUUCAUUUCAUUUUUUGUCCUCCAUAAGGAAUAGAGUUCAGCAGAAAAAUGGAUCGCAGUAUGUCAUCAGAGAAGUCAAGCAUUGCUCCAACAUCACUCCAGGACCAACCAGCAUGCCCAAAUGCUGGAUAUCAGAGACCCGAAAAGUUUCCUGGAUGUGUCCGGGCAACCACAAUUAGUGGAGAAAAACUCUAGAAUGGCAAUCAUCCUCAACCACACUCCUCUCGGAGGUACCUCAUGUCAUGGAGAGCUCUAUAGUUCCAAACAUUGCGCUUGAGCCCAUUCAUUUCAGUGUUUCCCAAAUACAUUCACCAAUAAGUUCAUAAAAUACAUCUUUGUCAAACUAGUAUUUUAUUAAUAGGAUGUUUUUGAAGAUUAAUAUUGUUUUCCUAAAUAAAAGUGGCUUUUGUGUGUGUGGUUGAAUGAUUUUCUAUGGAGACUGCUCAUUAAAUGAAAAUUGUAUCUCCCUGUAUUAUAUUAUAUACUUGUUUUUUUGCAUACUGAGGUUUCUGACAUACUAUUCAUGACUCAUACUGAUUCUCGCGUACUAUAUAGAAUGUUUGUAGCCGAUUUUAGAUGCAGGCCGACAGAACUAUUGAGAGCUCCAUGAACCACGUGACCACGAGGUGGCGAGAUCAAAGUGUGUCGCAAUUCUGUUUUUCAACAGCUCUGGAGUGCUGUGCUUGCUGACCUACUGACAGUGUCAACAAUUUAAAACCCUUCAGUGUGUAUGUGUAGGCCCUACUGUAAAACUUUGCUGUAGUUUUGCAGCAGGUUUGCCAGUAACUUACUGUAGAUUUAAUUUACAGUUUUGUUUAAAAUAUAAACUUACCUAUUUCUUACAUUUUCUUUCAUGGUCACUUUUCUUGUUAUGUAAAUGUGUCAUAAUUUAAGAAGUUUCAAAUAUUUUUACUAAAAAACAAGACAAAAUGCUCAGGAAGAAUGUCAUUUUUUGCAGUGUUGCUGUGCUAAUGCCAGUCUCUUAUUGUUCAUUUUGAAUCUCAAAAGUCAAAGU